UAUCCUUUGCAAAACUUCAUUUUAAAUUGCCUUUUGUGUUUAUCGCUGUAAUUAUUCAUUAACCGAAGUAGUAAAGUGCAAGUGCCAGGUGCUGUGUCGUUGCCAAAAGGUCACAUCUCUAAAUGGCAAUCGGGUUUCUAUUGCCAUCUGAAUUCUGUAUGUUUUAGAAGUACAGAUUGUGUAAAAUCUUUGUGAAUUGGAUUAUUACGGCCGCGUAUGACAUCCAAAAUUUUUACCAAAAGAAAAUGACUGCAAACAGUGAUGUGCCGUGACGCAAAUUACUACGUGGUAGUGUACUCUUAGUGCUUUUGGUGCAGUUUAAGUGCUUUUUUUUGUGCCUUCUCGAGUGGUCCUGGCUAUACACUUGUACAUGCGCGUGUAGUGAGUCAAAAGUAGCAUCGCCGCGUGUGCAAUGAUUUUUACAUGGAUUUGGACACUUUGCUUUACUUGCAAAGAUAAUAUUUUGGAUUUUACCAAGGAGAAGCUGUUUUGGUAAACGAUGGCGCACUACCCACAGCCGGCUAGCCUGGAGGCGGCGCUGCCGUUGCUGGUCAAAACGGACCCUCGUCUCCGGCAGCAGCUCGGCGAGCGCCUGGCUGCGUUGGUGCGUAGGGAAGAGCUCACGCAUGAGGUCGUUGCGCCGCUGCUGGACGCGUUGGUCACGUGGCUCAAUGGAGGGAACUUCAAGGUGGCGCAGAGUGGGCUGGAAGUGAUAGGAGCGCUGGCGGAGCGCAUGGGGCCGGAGUUCAGCCACUACGUGUCCACUGUGCUGCCACACAUUAUUGACAGACUAGCGGACACGAAGGAGGGCGUGCGCGCGGCGGCCCGCGCGUGCAUCUCGUCGCUGGGCGACAGCCGCGCCGCCCCCCCGCGCCCGCUGCUGGCGCGCCUCACGCCCGCGCUGCAGCACAAGGCGCCGCACACGCGCGAGGAGGCGCUCAAGUGCAUCGCCGAGCUGCUGCACGCGCACGGUGCACAAGAACUGCAACUGCGAUCAGCUGUGCCGAGCCUUGCCGCACUGCUGGGUGACCCCAGUGCGGCGGUACGCGACGCGGCGCUCCAGCUACUGGUGGAUGUGUACCGGCAUGUCGGUGAAAGAUUCAGACAGGACCUGAAAAAGAAGGAAUUGAUACCGGCUUCCAAGUUGCUGCUCUUGGAACAGAAGUUUGACGAAGCGAAGGCAGCGGGUCUACUGCUGCCCUCUGCUCAGAGCGUGGACGAAGCAGACUGCGUGGCUCGCAGCGUGAAGAAGACCAUGACGAUACCAACCUCCGGCCGGACCAGGGAUGGCGAUAGCUCCGGCGCCUCCACACCAGCGUGCGAACCGCCGAAGCGUUCGGUGACUGGACUAUACAGCAUGCCCUCCGCUUCAAGGAAACCUCCACCACCGGCCAAAAUGACUGGCUCCACUAGCGUGUCGAGCGGCGCGGGUGGCGGGGCGGGCGAGGCGGGCGCGGUGUCGAGCGAGGCGUUCGAGGCGGCGUUCUCGGCCACGCCGCCCGCCGCCAUCUACGGCGCGCGCGGCCUGGACGACCUGUGCCGCCACGCCGCCGCGGUGCUGGGCGACCGCGCCGCCGACUGGGAGAAGCGCAUCGACGCGCUGAAAAAGAUCCGCUCUCUAUUGACAGCGAACGCACACGUUCAGUACCCCUCGGAGUUCGCUGCACACCUCAAAGACCUCUCAGUUCCGUUCCUGGUCGUCAUCAAGGACCUGAGGAGUCAGGUGGUGCGCGAAGCUUGCAUCACCAUCGCACAUAUGGCAAAAGUGCUGAAGAACAAGUUAGAGCAGUUCAGCCUCUACAUACUGCAGGAGUUGAUCAACCUCAUACAGAAUGCAGCUAAAGUGAUAUCGUCUGCGGGCACGGUGUGCGUGCGCUACAUCGUGACGCACGUGCACGCGCCGCGCCUCAUCCCCGUGCUGGCCACCAACCUCACCACGCACAAAAGCAAGGAGAUACGCGCCACUCUGUGCGAAGUACUGGUCUCAAUGUUGGACAGAUGGAGCACCCCAAGUAUAGAGAAACAACAAAAAGCUAUUCGGGACGCAAUUUGUCGGGCGUGCACCGACGCCGACAGCUCGGCAAGGAACUUCGGCAGAAAAGCGUACUUCGCGUACAAACGCCACUUCCCGUCGGACGCGGACCACUUGUUCUCGACCUUGGACGCUGCGGCGCAAAAGCAGAUCGAGAGGGAAAGACUUGGCUCCCUGGACAGUCUACACCACAUCGCCACAGAACGAAGAAACAUAACUAGUCCUAGAAGUCCAUCUGCCAGUGUGUCCGAGCGCUCGCCGGGCGGCGGCGCGGCGCGCUCGGUGUCGGCGCUGGACGCGGCGGCGGCGCAGCGGGCGCGCGCGCGGGCGCUGUACUCGCACCUGGCGCGCUCCAAGGUCGCCGCCGGCACCGCCAGCUUACCUCGCGCCAAGCGGUCCCCAGUCAGUGCGGCCGUGCCCCCGAGCCCCGAGAGAGUGGUGAGCCGCUCCCGCUCGCGUCCUGGCGUGUCACAGUCGCAGCCGACAUCUAGAUCUUCAUCACCUUCCUCUAGAAGCGGUCCAGUGUCGCUCACAAGCGCCCGCAGAAGACCUUCCGGUAUCCCAAGGUCUUUAGCUGGCUCAAGAGAAACCAGUCCCACCAGGAGCGGGCGCUCGAGCAGUGUGGCGGGCGCGGUGCGGCGGCGGGAGUCCAUGGAGCGGCCGCAGAGGGCGCCCGCCGCCACGUUGCGACUGUUGCAGCAGAGCCGGGACGCCGAGUCCGCACUGAGGAGCCCCGAAGACAGUUCGACGUGUGAAGGGCGCCGGGAUGACGACUCGGAAGCGUCCAGCGUGUGCUCCGAGCGCAGCCUCGAAUCCUACAGGCGACACGAUAGCGCCUCGUGGUCGGGCUCGCGGCUCGGCUGGGAGAGCUCGCCGCCGCCGCCGCCGCCGCCCGACGACAUCAUCGACCUGUGCGCCUGCACGCACUGGACCGAGCGGAAAGACGGCCUCACGUAUUUAGCCAACUACUUGAACAGCGGUCGUCUGCUGUCCGAGCCGCAACUGAGGCGGCUGACGGAGCUGCUCAACAAGAUGUUCGUGGACGCGCACACCAAGGUGUUCUCCCUGCUGCUCGACGCGGUGUGCGAACUGCUGCUGGUGCACUCCAACCAGCUCAGGGACUGGCUCUACACGCUUAUGUUCAGAUUGCUGAUGAAACUCGGCACGGAUAUCUUGGGCUCGGUGCAGAGCAAGAUCAUGAAAACGUUGAACGUCAUCCACGAGUGCUUCCCUGCGGAGUUGCAACUGCACAAUAUAUUCAGGUUUCUAGCUGACGGUGCAACGGCCCCAACCCCUAAGACCAAAGCGGCUGCGUUAAGGUUCUUGGCAGAUUUAGCGCACGAAUACUGCAUGCCUAACAGCUUGGCUGUUGCUUUACACGGAGGUGCAACUGACGUAGCGGGACGUGCUCUGGCAAAAGUAUCCUUGCUCGCGGGGGACCCCCGUGCGGGUGACGUGCGUCAGUGCGCACGGCGUGCGCUCGCGUGCCUUUACGACUGUAAUCCCGUUUCAUUCACGGCGCUGAUGUCGGAGCUGCCGCCCGACACGCAGGCGCUCGUCAACGGGGUGGUGCAGCAACACGUGCGGAGGACCUCCAGCACCGGCAGCGACAGCCCUCUGCGCACCGGCUCCACGCCGAACUCCGCCACCGCAGAGGACGUGUACUCCCGCAUCAGGAAGACCACCAGCGAGAUACACACCUACACCGCGCAACAUUCCACCGCAGAGUGCGGCAACCACAUGUCCAGCAAGGACUCUGGCAUCAGUCAGAUGUCGGACGCCACGCUCUCGAAGGGACAGAACGGCGUCCCCGUGCCCAACGGACACUACAACGCCGAGAUGAUAGCCCGCGCCGCCUCAGCAGACAGUUCCGAGGAGGCGAGCAGUACCAAAGAGUCAUCACCCAUACCGCACAACCGGCUGGACUUGCAGCACGGCGACUUCAACUCGUGCGCGCGCGACAAGAUGAAGCCGUACGAAACUGACGAGAAUGGAUUGAUCAUAACCAAGUCCGGGCUGCGCGAGACGGAGGUGCUGGAGGCGCUGAGCAAGCUGGACGUGGGCGCCGCCGCGCCCGAGCACUGCGAGCGCCUGCUGCUCGCCACGCACGAGAUCCUCAAGUACGGCGACUGCCGCAAGCCGCAGGAGUACUUCAAAAAUAUAGUGAGAGUGGCACUAGCCACUUUGUCUAUUGAUGAGAACGCUGCUGACAAAGAAAACGCCGACAAUGCGACCAACGCACAGCAACCGUCGGGUUGGGGCACGGCGAACGAGCGGGCCGCGGCCGAAGCCGUCAAGGUGCUAAUCUGGCUAUGCCGAAGACCGGAAACCCGGGCACAGUGGCUGGAAUACUUUGAUCUCAUUCUGCUGAAACUUAUCAACGCGUACGGAGCUCUCAGUAAAGAGGUCAUGAGGGCAGUGGACGUCGGCAUGCCUCACAUAGCGGCUGCCUUGCCCGCUCUACAGGUGCUAGCGUUGCUGAAGCCGGUGAUCCGCACGCGCGGCUACCCCACGUCACUGUGCGCCGUGAAGCUCGCCACCGAGGUGGCCAAGGCGCGCCCGCACGAGCUGACCGACGACAUCGUCGCACAACUCAUGGAGGGGGUCGGCCACUUGGCCGACCACCAGAACUCGGCGGUGCGGAAGGCGGCGGUGUUCUGCAUGGUCGCCUUCACGUUCGCGCUGGGCGAGGAACGCAUGCAGCCGCACCUCAAGCACCUGUCCGUCAGCAAGUGCCGCCUGCUGCAGGUGUACAUCAGCAAGCAGCGCGAGGAGGCCGCCAAGGGCGGGCCGGGCUCGUAGCGGCGAGCGCGCCGCGCCACGCGCAGCACGCAGACGGACUGAGCGCGCGUACCGCCCCGCCAAGCACCGCCCGCUAGCCGGCCUCGUCGGCCUG
Pararge aegeria (speckled wood butterfly) is the source of this 4928-nucleotide messenger RNA. RefSeq names its product CLIP-associating protein (gene chb). Lineage: Eukaryota; Metazoa; Arthropoda; Insecta; Lepidoptera; Nymphalidae. The coding region runs from base 500 to 4834 and encodes 1444 amino acids. Gene Ontology annotation, biological process: mitotic spindle assembly. Gene Ontology annotation, molecular function: microtubule binding. The transcript has 37 exons. The record is from RefSeq and is a predicted model, not a curated record. Gene Ontology annotation, cellular component: spindle microtubule; microtubule organizing center; cytoplasmic microtubule.